CGUGUGACGUCAGAGCAGGUCUGGCUGAGCAGCGCGAGCGCGACAUCAGUGCUAAAGACUGCAGCUCCAAGAGCAGGCGAACAGCUUCUCAGUGGAGCACCAGCUUAACCAUACAAUGCCCUUAGAAGAAGGAAAAGGAUGGAAAAAGAAGACAACUGAUAUUAAGGAAAAUUAUGACUUCAAAGAAGUCCUGGGAACAGGGGCGUUCUCUGAGGUGGUGCUAGCUGAGGAGAAGAGCACUCAGCGCCUUGUUGCUGUCAAGUGCAUCCCCAAGAAGGCGCUGGAGGGCAAAGAGAACAGUAUCGAGAAUGAGAUAGUUGUGCUGCACAGGAUAAAACAUAAGAACAUUGUUUCACUGGAGGACAUAUUUGAAAGUCAGACACAUCUGUAUCUGGUCAUGCAGUUAGUAUCUGGUGGAGAACUGUUUGACAGAAUUGUUGAGAAGGGUUUCUACACAGAGAGAGAUGCCAGUAAACUCAUUCAUCAGAUCUUAGAUGCAGUAAAAUAUCUACAUGAUGUAGGCAUUGUCCACAGAGAUCUAAAGCCGGAGAACCUUCUGUAUUAUAGCAUGGAUGAAGACUCGAACAUCAUGAUCAGUGACUUUGGACUCUCAAAAAUUGAGGACUCUGGAACAGUGAUGUCAACUGCCUGUGGAACCCCUGGAUAUGUGGCUCCUGAGGUUCUGGCUCAGAAACCCUACAGCAAAGCAGUAGAUUGCUGGUCCAUAGGGGUAAUUUCUUACAUUUUGUUAUGUGGAUAUCCACCAUUUUAUGAUGAAAAUGAUGCCAAGCUGUUUGAGCAAAUCCUGAAGGCGGAAUAUGAGUUUGAUUCUCCAUACUGGGAUGAUAUAUCAGACUCAGCUAAAGAUUUUAUAUGUCAUCUAAUGGAAAAAGAUCCAGUGCUAAGAUAUACUUGUGACCAAGCCUUACAGCACCCAUGGAUCUCAGGAGACACUGCACUCGACAAGAACAUCCAAGAGUCCGUCAGCGCUCAGAUUAAAAAGAACUUUGCCAAGAGUAAAUGGAAGCAAGCCUUCAAUGCAACAGUCAUGGUGAGGCACAUGAGGAGGUUACAGCUGGGCGCCAGCCUGGAAGGCUCUAGUCAAAUCACCACCACCAGCCCCUGCCACAGACAUCUGCUCCUGCCUGCAAAAGAGUGCCAACCAGAAGAAGAUUUGGACAGUGAAGAUGAGGAGAAUGGUUCUCUGGAUAUUGAUGAGCGACGGAACAGUGCUGAUCAGGACAGUGUAAGAAGCUGUGCAUACUGCUGUAGACCAACUAGCAGAGUCUGAGACAAACCUACUAGAGUGCAGAACCUAGGGAAGGGCAGCGAAUCCCAUUACGCACAUACAUGUAUGACUUAUCACCACCAGUCUGGUACUGAACACAGAGCUUAAUUACAAGUGUCCACCAGAGGGAGCUAGUGCAAUGAGGAAGACACCAAGAGUGGUUUAUGAGGAAUGAACAUGACAACCUGAGCGUGUCUUCAACUCUUGUUUUGUUUGACACCCACCUUUGGUUUUGUAUGUUUUAUGUUUUGUAUCCCAACCAAAGAAAUUCCUAAUUGUGAUGUAUUGAGACCGGGGAAAAAUUAUUCUCAAAAAGUAGUUUACGAUGAUUUCGUAUUAUUAAUAAUAUUUAUGAAUCAAUAAAAUAUUCUAGUCUGCUUUGUUUAUUUUGGCACUGAAAGAAGAGAUUAUGGAAUUCUGCUGCCACAUAAUAUUAAUCUUUCACAAUCAUUUACAAUCCCCUGCCUUAAUCCAUGGUGUAUUUUCUUGCUGAAUGGUUUGUGCACUGUUCACAAGCUGGUGGUUCACAGCUUUAAGCUAGAGCUCCCUUAUACGUACAUGGGACUAGGUUUUCCAUGGGCUGCUUUCACACUAGGCAUUUUUCCUAAAUAAUCACCAAGAGCAGAAAGUGAUGCCACUGCUUUUUUCUAUUACAGCAAAGUGCUUCCAAAAAACAACAACAAAAACAAACACUUUACAGAAAAAUGCAGAGUGACGUCAAGCACUUUUCAUCUUCUGAACAAUCAAUGUGCAGCUCAUGGGGGAAAGUGGGAAGAAACAUGGAGAAAGCAUAGAGGGGGAAAAAGAAUAUUCAUCACUCAGGGGGAACGGAAACUCACAAUGGAAACACGUUCACUCUAUCAUCUGAAGAUCAUGAGGUCAAAUCCUGGGUAAUGCUACAGCCAUCUGUACCUGGAAGCCUAUAGAGCAGAUUGGCAGCACUCUCUCAAGGUGUAUAUGUGUGUGUGUGUGUGUGUGGUUGGGGGGAGGAAUUAGGGGCGGCAUACUUCAUCCCUUCAGUGAAAUGCAAACUCACAUCCUUGAAGAGAUUGGAACCUUAAUCUAGCACCUUAGACAGCUUGACUACACUACAUUUUUGAAUAUACACUAUAGUGUAUAAUAAAUCUGACAUUUUCAAUGCAAUGUCAAUAUUUUUAUACUGUAGUGCAACAUUUAUUUGUAUUUACUUUAACAGACCGGUCCCUGCAUAGUUGUUAAAUUCUGUCUAUUUGCACAAGUACUGUCACUCAACCAAAGCACAGGCAAGCUGCCUCAUUUGCCACACCUUAGUUUCAACCAUUUUUAAAAAUAUAUAACCCCUAUUGUCAUAAUUAAUAAUUGGCUAGUUAACUUGUACUAACUAGGACCUGAUAGUAGUGUGGUUAUGGUUACACUGUGCAUGUCAUGUGAGUCAGCGUUUCUUUUCAUAUUAUCGACAAAGGUGCUUCACCCAGUGCUACGUGUAAAAAUGGCUAGGGUGAAAGCAGCCUUUAUUCCAAAGUCAAAGAAAAUCAUCAGAAUGGAUGUCCUUUUGUAAAGGGCUCAAGCUGAGAUCCCUGUAGUAGCUUACACACUCACACAUCACCAGCAUGUGUGAACUAGGAGAAUACAAUUUACAUACUGGAUAAGAUAUUACCUUAUGAAGAUAUAGCACAAGAGAUCAUAAUUGCUCCCUGACACAGUCGUUUUGUAAGAAUGAAAGACAGACACCUCAAUGUGUGUCAAAGUAAGGUACCAUGAAGUUGUUUGCAUUAGUGGUUUAUUGAGAGGCCUUGAUGUUGAGCAGGGAUCUCAGGUUUAAGUCACUGACCAUAAUCUGUACUGUGCUAAAAAAUGUUUAACGUUUGCAUGACCUCGUAAAUGUUUACAUAAGCGAUGACAAACAUAUAUUAUUAUUAUUAUUAUCACUAUGCUAACAUAAAAAGACAUUGAUACUUUUAUUGUAGGAUGUUGAAAACAAAGUAUUUUGGCACUAAUGGAGGGCCACUUUUGAAUAUUGUGUAAAAAGCACUUAGAAUUCAUUUUUCCCCCUUAGUACUUUGACAACUGCUUAUAUACUGUUGAAUGAAGUUUUCAGUGCUCAUUUGAAGGUCUUUGUUGUUUCUUCUGUCCAUAUCUACUCAUACUUAAAUCUUACAGAUGAGAUGACAAGCUUUGCCCCAUUUAAUCUAGUUAUUUUGUUAGUUUGGUGACAAGAAGAUAAAAGUCAUUAGAUAACAGCUCAGACUUCUUAAUUAUUACCAGUGCUUACGCAAUGCUUACUAGCUGCUCCCACAGCAUACUGUACAUUUCAGUUUUUAAGAAAAGCCAAACUGUCAUAGGUCCGAUAAUCCCUGAACUAUAAAGAGUCUAAAUAAAUGAGUUAUAAUGCUUAGCAUAAGUAAUCACAGAAGUAUACCAUAUGAUAUACAAAAAAAAGCCUGUGACAGUAUUAUGUAGAAGAAAAAUUCCACAAAAAGUUCCACAAAAUUACUUAAACUUUUAAUGUUCUAAUGUCAUGAAUUUAGAUUAAUUAUGCUUUAACAUCUCUAAUUAUUACUAAUUAGAUUUUUCCCUUUUAAUAUUGCAAUUACAUCAUGUUGCACUGGACAAUUAUUUCAAAUAUAAAAUGUCCAUUUAUGCAUUGUCAGAUUGUAAAAUACUUUUUUCUUUCUUUCUUUUUUCGUAAAAGCUGUUGUAACCUACAAAUAUAUGGAUACAAUGCAUCAAGGGAUAUUGUUUGGAUUAAUGAAAAAUUAAAGAUUUAUAUCCUUGAGGAUCUUGUAGCAGGUUUUGAAAUAAAUCCUCUUGUCUAUGCAUUGUGUACUCUGUAAACUGUAUAUGUACAGUGCA
Molecule: messenger RNA, 4120 nt
Organism: Clarias gariepinus (North African catfish)
Lineage: Eukaryota; Metazoa; Chordata; Actinopteri; Siluriformes; Clariidae
Gene: camk1a
Product: calcium/calmodulin-dependent protein kinase Ia
Exons: 12
Coding region: 116-1291 (391 amino acids)
Biological process (GO): peptidyl-serine phosphorylation
Cellular component (GO): intracellular anatomical structure
Molecular function (GO): calmodulin binding; calcium/calmodulin-dependent protein kinase activity; ATP binding
Source: RefSeq, a predicted model, not a curated record